Molecule: messenger RNA, 782 nt
Organism: Xiphias gladius (swordfish)
Lineage: Eukaryota; Metazoa; Chordata; Actinopteri; Istiophoriformes; Xiphiidae
Product: mesenteric estrogen-dependent adipogenesis protein-like
Exons: 6
Coding region: 144-755 (203 amino acids)
Source: RefSeq, a predicted model, not a curated record
CUGGGUUUUCGUUUGAAAUCACCGUCUUUUCAUGGCGACCUCGGGGGGAAAAAAAACUGAAAGCUCCAGGCUUGAGACCGGCAGAGUAAACAGCAGCAGCAACCGCAGCAGCAGGAGGUGCCGGAGAAAAGCAAGACGCCAGGAUGAUAAACAGAGCGACCAGCAGCAGGAUGGGAGUGACGGAGGUGGACGAGUUUCUGAGAGAACCUCCGGCAGGUUUCUCCGUGGAGGCCCUCGACUCGGGCUGCCGAGUCCUCAGCGACCCGGAGGAGAGCCUGGUGCUCGUCGACGACUUCGACUCCCGCAGAGGGAAAAUAGUUUUCGAGAAUUCGCUGGGAAGGAAAGUUAAAAUGCACAAUUUAUGCGAAUACAGCAGCAUGAGAAAGAGCCUGCUGUCCAAGAGGAUCUACCUGCGGGUGUCUGCCUGCCAAGAAGCCACUGAAGCCAGAGUGCUGAAGCAGUACGUGGUGUCCAUCGACGGCAACGAUCCUUUAAUCAAGUGGCAGAUGGAGAGAGGCCUGGACUGGACCAUCUCUUCUGUCGCUGGGGAAAGCUACAGGGUGGAUAUUGACUUGACUGAAGCACUGGAGAGCUGGGCAGCAAAAAACAUCCACAUCAAAACAGACACACUAAUAAAAGUCGAACCUGUCUGGAGAGAUGCCUCCUUCACCCUCAAGUACUAUUCUGAUGCCCUCUUUGAUUUCCCACACUGGUUUGGCUUCAGCAAAAGAAACUUUAAGUUGACCCUGACAUGAGCCAGCAGUGGAUGAGGAGCUGGGGGG